This is a messenger RNA of Esox lucius (northern pike), 1519 nucleotides long. It is a transcript of the gene nansa, whose product is annotated as N-acetylneuraminic acid synthase a. The coding region runs from base 114 to 1193 and encodes 359 amino acids. NCBI's taxonomy places the organism in Eukaryota, Metazoa, Chordata, Actinopteri, Esociformes, Esocidae. The transcript has 6 exons. The record is from RefSeq and is a predicted model, not a curated record. Gene Ontology annotation, biological process: carbohydrate biosynthetic process. Gene Ontology annotation, molecular function: N-acylneuraminate-9-phosphate synthase activity.
CGUGGAAAUUUGUUCGGCCUUAUUUUCACUAUACAUUUGUCUAGGGUUCUUCUGGACACCCAACCCACUAAUUUGCGCUCACCUGACGGUCAGUCACCCACAUCAAUUUCAAAAUGACUCCGAAGUUCGAGCUCUGUCCUGGCAGAAUGAUUGGGGGUUCGAACCCCUGUUUCAUUAUUGCCGAAAUUGGACAGAACCACCAGGGAGAUAUCAAUAUCGCCAAGAAAAUGAUCAAGAUGGCCAAGGACUGCGGGGCAGACUGUGCCAAGUUUCAGAAAAGUGAGCUGGAGUACAAGUUCAACAAGCGGGCCCUGGAGCGUCCGUACACCUCCAAACAGUCCUGGGGGAAAACGUACGGAGAGCACAAGCGACACCUUGAGUUCAGUCAUGAACAAUAUAGAGAGCUCCAAAAAUAUGCAAAGGAGGUUGGAAUCUUCUUCACCGCUUCUGGAAUGGAUGAGAUGGCGGUGGAGUUUCUUCAUGAGCUUAAUGUGCCUUUCUUUAAAGUUGGUUCAGGGGACACUAACAACUUUCCCUACCUGGAAAAGACCGCAAAAAAAGGACGCCCCAUGGUGGUGUCCAGUGGGAUGCAGUCGAUGGAGACAAUGAGACGAGUCUACCAGACUGUCAAGAAACACAACCAGAGUUUCUGCAUCCUGCAGUGCACCAGUGCCUACCCUUUAGAGCCCGAAGACGUCAACCUGCGAGUCCUCGCAGAAUACCAGAAGGAAUUUCCUGAUAUUCCCAUCGGAUAUUCUGGUCACGAGUCUGGGAUUCACAUCUCCGUGGCAGCAGUUGCGCUUGGGGCAAAGGUCAUCGAGCGCCAUGUGACCCUGGACAAGAGCUGGAAGGGAAGUGACCAUGAAGCGUCUCUGGAACCGUCAGAGUUGACCGAGCUGGUGAAAGCCAUCCGACUGGUGGAAAGGUCUCUGGGGACGGGCGUCAAGCAGAUGCUGCCCUGUGAGAAGCCGUGCCACGAUAAGCUGGGGAAAUCUGUGGUGGCUAAAGUGGCGAUCCCCAAAGGCACAUUGCUUACUAUGGAGAUGUUGGGAGUGAAGGUGUGCGAGCCAAAGGGCGUUCCCCCCGAGGACAUCUUCCAGCUGGUGGGCAAGGCCGUCACAGAGGACGUGGAGGAGGACGAGAGCAUCACCCCGGACGUUGUAGAAAGCUAUGGCAAGAAAAUGAAGUGCUGAGAUGUCGGCCGGCUAACACCUUGCAGUUGCCGAUUAUAACCACGUUGUCACGGGAACCACAAUGCCAAACAACGAGUUUACAGGCCACGAUAUGUUGGCUUAUGCAAUGUACGCUAAGCCAGAGGUUAUUGUUUUGAGUUUCAGGAGAGGGAACAUUUUAUAUUUCUGACUUCAUAUUUCUGCAGGCUAGACUGCAAGUGCCUAAUAAAAAAAAGAAUAUCCCUUCAGUACUGUUUCCGUUCUAAUGUAAUCUACCAGUGAUAUUGUUUGUUAAAUUGCAUAAUUGCUUGACUACAAAAAUACAAAACAAAAAUACAAAUGCCAAA